Rhododendron vialii is the source of this 2233-nucleotide messenger RNA. Its product is annotated as APO protein 3, mitochondrial. The transcript is spliced from 2 exons. NCBI's taxonomy places the organism in Eukaryota, Viridiplantae, Streptophyta, Magnoliopsida, Ericales, Ericaceae. Gene Ontology annotation, molecular function: RNA binding. The coding region runs from base 238 to 1464 and encodes 408 amino acids. The record is from RefSeq and is a predicted model, not a curated record.
UUGACAAAUUACAGGAAAGGAAACAUCCCAAAAUCAAAUCGGCCGGCUCGACGGCGCGUCACCAUCCCUCAUCGCCAGCGGGGCGUCACCAUCUCUCAUCGCCGGCGGCGCAGUUGCCGCUCCGCCACCGUGCUCCCUCGCCGAUCGCCGCCCAACCAGUCGGUUGGGAUCGGCAGAAUUCCAAGGAGGCGAUUCAACGACUCCAAAGAUACUAGACGUCUAGGGUGCAACAACCAUAUGCAGCGAAGGACACUACUACGACUUCUUCCUCGUAUCCAUUCACAGAACAUCAGAGCAAGAACCCUAACCGUAUCAGUGGGAGAAGGAGACGAACCUCUGUAUGCGGACGUACCGAGGCCGAGUCGGAACAAGUCCGAGAGGAAACCGUACCCGACGCCCAUGAAAGUUCUGAUUCGGAGGGCGAAGGAGGAGAGAGAAGCUCGAAAGGCUAACCCGUGUCGAGUGCUUGAAGAUGCCCCUGAUAAUGGUCUACUUGUUCCUGAACUCGUUGAUGUGGCUCACCGAGUCUACCGAGCGAGAGAGACAGUCCUGUUUGGAAUAUCGAAACUCCUCGAUGUCAUUCCCCUCCAACGAUGCAGGCACUGCUUUGAGGUUCAUGUCGGUUGCGUGGGUCAUGAAAUACGGACGUGCACCGGCCCCCAAAGUGGUUUCAGAAGCGCUACUCAUGUAUGGCGAAGGGGAGGAGUCCAAGAUGUUAUUUAUUUUCCAAAAUGCUUCCAUCUAUAUGACCGUGUUGGAAAACCAAGAGUCGGGCAUGAUGAGAGGCAUUCUGUCCGGCGUAUCCCCGCUGUUGUGGAGCUAUGUAUACAAGCUGGUCUAGACCUUGAAAAAUACCCUACAAAGAGAAGAACCAAACCUGUUUAUUGUAUAGAAGGUAGAAUUGCAGACUUCGAAACAGAGACAGAAAUAGAUGAAACGAAAAGUGGCCUAGAUAUAGUUUUGGGGACAAUGAAUGAAGAAGUGGGUGGUGUAAAUUUGGAUAGUUUGAUUGAUUCUGAGCCCAUCGCUGUAGAUGGAAAAGAAGGUAAUGUGAGGGUUUCAAGCGUUGUGACAUUAGAAUCCUGGUUUGAGAUGAUAUCAGGUGUGAGGAAGAUCAUGGAGAAGUAUGGUGUUCAGACAUGUGGAUACUGUCCCGAGGUCCAGGUGGGGCCUAAGGGACAUAAAGUGAGAAUGUGUAAGGCAUCAAAACACCAGUCUCGCAAUGGCUUGCAUGCAUGGCAAGAAGCAACUAUAGAUGAUUUUGUGGGGCCCAACUACGUCUGGCACGUGCGUGAUCUAAAUGGGCCUGCGUUGGAUAACAACUUGAAAAGGUAUUAUGGCAAGGCUCCGGCUGUGGUAGAACUGUGUGUGCAAGCCGGGGCUCCAGUUCCAGAUCAGUAUAGGAGUAUGAUGAGAGUGGAUGUGGUUCCUCCUGGUCGUGAUGAAGUUGAUCUUGUUGCUUGAUAACUGACUCUUGUGGACAUACCACAGGUUCCUUGACAUAUGAGCGAAACCAUACAAAACAAUACCAAGCGUUGUGUACCAAUCAAUUUGGGUCUACUCUGCUAGAUGGAUCUAUUUUCUCCAUUCUGCUCCAUCUGAGGGCUAUAGCCAAGCCUUGUGUCCCCAAGCAUCUGAGUUAUUUCCGUUGUAUAGGUUAUGAAUCCAUUCAAUGGGAAUGCACCAAACUAUAAUAUGCAUGAAACAGAUUUUGCUUUGUUCAAUUGAAUUGUUGAUCAUACCUUGAGGGACCUUUCGAUUGAUUGCUUUAGACAUCAAUGAGUUCUGAUAAGGCUCAUGAAGAGGCAGGUUUUGGCUCAGCUUUCGGCAUUUGCGGAUUAUUGGCACUGCCAUGGUGCUGAGACGUGAGAGUUUCUCUUGUUUCCUCCCCUAAAACUUAGUAACUCUUUUCCGGAUGUCUUGGUGAGGAACUAGGGGGGCCCACUGAGCUAGUGUGUAGAACUGCUUUCAAAGCUCAUGAUUUUGUACGUGCUUUUCUUUUGUGAUGUUGUAAAGGUGAUUUCCAGAAUGAAUUCUCUUCUCCACUUUCUUUUUUUUUUUUUGUGGUCUGAUGAAACGGCAUUAGUUUGCCGGUGGGGCGGUGACGGUUUUGGUUUUGGUUUCCUUCUACACUUGUAUUUCAGUUUCCAGUUGUUAGGUUUCAAUGGUAUUUGUCAUGUGUUGUAUAGAGAUUAUUAAUUUUGUUUGGGAAAGAUUGAUUGACAGUAGAUCA